Eremomyces bilateralis CBS 781.70 is the source of this 1230-nucleotide messenger RNA. RefSeq names its product DUF1681-domain-containing protein. The transcript has a single exon. Bases 64 to 879 code for a protein of 271 amino acids. Gene Ontology annotation, biological process: endocytosis. NCBI's taxonomy places the organism in Eukaryota, Fungi, Ascomycota, Dothideomycetes, Eremomycetales, Eremomycetaceae. The record is from RefSeq and is a predicted model, not a curated record. Gene Ontology annotation, cellular component: clathrin vesicle coat; membrane.
ACUACGCUCCUUCACACAUCUACAUCCCACAGCAUCAACACCUCUAUAUAUCCUACUGAUAUCAUGUCUUCAGCCAUGAAUUACACCGACCCCGUCACUAAUCGUCCUCUCCCCCCUGAAACGAUCCAACGCGUCCUAUACAUCGCCAACGCCGUGCACGUCUACCAAAUCCCCCCCAUCACCUCCGCCUCUGGUUUCAAAGCCGCCUCGUGGACCAGCAACCCGAAAUCCCACAUCUUCACCGCCCGCCUCCGCAUCAUCGAAAACUCCGUCCCCGCCACCGCCCGCGCCCCCGAAAAGGUUGCCAUCUACGCACUCCUCGAAGACGCCAAGGAGGCCACCCUCUUCGCCGCGUGCCCGUAUCUCCACCCCAGCAGCAUCGAGCAGGCGCAGGACAGCUCGCGGUUCUUCGCGGUGCGUGUUGUGGGCGAUGGGGGGAUGAAGGCGACGUUGGGGAUCGGGUUCGAGGAACGGCCCGAGGCGUUCGAUUUCAGCGUGGCGUUGCAGGACGUGAGACGGCAGUUAGACAUGGACGUAGCACAGGGUCCCGGAGCCCGAGGUAAGGCCAGUGGACGCGCCGCGCCGUCAACGGCUGCGGAGGAAAAGAAGGAUUUCAGUCUGAAAGAGGGUGAGACCAUCACCAUAAAUCUAGGGAACAAGACCCGGACCUCGAGCGGGCAGGGGUUUGGCUCCGCCGACGCGGUUCAAGAGCAGCGAGCGUUGUUUUCCCUUGCACCUCCACCUACGGGAGGGGUCAAUACCGGUACUCAGAGGUCGAGUUGGGGCCCAUCGAGCUUUCCAUCGCCACCGAAAGCUCCGGACAAGAAAGAGGCCGAGGAGUUUGGGUUUGAUGAUGGGGAAUUUGGAGAGUUCCAGUGAUGUUGCUGAGAAGGUUCUCCUCUAUCUCAACGGAGUGGUUGAGAGCCAUUCCGGAUUUUGGCGUUUUUCAAGACUUCAAUUGGGUCGAUGAUACCUGCCUGCAUUGAUCUAACUCCAUGGAGUACUGAAUAUGGUCCUUGAUUUUUACACUACCACUUAAUCCUUCCCCAUCCCACGGAAUUGAUGCGUCCAAGUAUGUACAGAAAACUGUAGACUGAUGACUGGCUAUAAGAAACCAUAUAUCAUGCUUGCCAGAUGCUCUUCACAUAGAGUACAAAUCCAAAGGCUCCUCAGAAGUUAUACUUCCAAACACUCAAGCAAUAGUUCCCGAUGGUUGUCCUUUCCCGUCAA